This is a messenger RNA of Xenopus laevis (African clawed frog), 1727 nucleotides long. RefSeq names its product butyrophilin subfamily 3 member A2. The record is from RefSeq and is a predicted model, not a curated record. The transcript is spliced from 14 exons. Lineage: Eukaryota; Metazoa; Chordata; Amphibia; Anura; Pipidae. Bases 246 to 1655 code for a protein of 469 amino acids.
UUUUUUUGAGGUACGAUCAGUAAUACCUUUUGGAACAUUUGACUUUCUUGGAGGUUGGAGAGAACCUACACAUUACUGGAAACUCAAGAACAAAAAAGACGAAGGUAGAAUGAAGAGAAUAUAACAGAAACAAUUGGAAAUAACACAAUAAAGAAGACGUUAUAAGUUACAACUAAAGUGUUAUUUGUGGGAAAUCCACUUAUUUGAUGGAUAUUUUCCAGGAUUGGAUGUCAGCUAUAUGACAGAUGGCUGCCUCCAUGAAGCUGAUUGUCACACUGUUCUUACUAAUUCAGCUGCCCAUUGUAGAGAACUUCAAUGUCAUUGCCCAGAAGAAACGGGUCAUAGCAACUAUUGGUAAAGAUGCCUUGUUAACUUGUUCUCUUAACCCAGCAAGUAGUGCUGAACAUAUGGAAGUCAGGUGGUACCGAUCCGUUCUGAGGCCUUAUGUACAUCUGUAUGAUAAUGGAACGAGUAACUACCAGGAGCAGAUGCAAGAGUUCCAUGGGAGGACAGAGCUGCUGACAGAGAACAUCAUAAAAGGAAACGUGACUCUCGUCAUUUAUGAUGUGAGACCUUCGGACGAAGGGAAGUACAACUGCUUUUUUGUGUCAAGUUCAUCCUAUAAUGGAGCAGAACAGGAGCUGAAGGUGACAGCAACAGGAUUGGAGCAUUUCACUCAUAUCGAGAAUUUUCAUCAAGACGGAAUAGCGGUAUCCUGUUGGUCUAAGGGCUGGUAUCCAGAACCUGAAGUAACGUGGAGGAGCAGUGAUGGCGCCAUUGUUCCUCAAUUCAAAUCUGAAGCAACCGUUGUAAAUGGGUUAUUUGACAUUCAGGCAUCCAUCAAUGUCAACUCAGGAUUUAGAUUCACUUGUGUUAUCACUAAUACCAUAUCGAAUGAAGUAGUGCAAUUAUCAAUAGCCAUAUCAGACAACAUUUUUGGCACAAUCAAAAAAAAGAGCAUAUCUCCUUUUAUUGUACUGGCAUCAUCUUUAUGUGCUAUUAUUAUCAUCUUAUGGGCUCUCUUUACUUCUUGGAGAAAGACAUUUCAUUCUAUGGAAGAAAAAAACAAAACGGAGAAAAAGAAAUUGACCGAGGACAUACAAAGAAAACAUGAGACAAUUGUUAAAAUGAAUAAGGAGAUAGAUGGACUGAAAUCAGACAAUGUGUUUCUCGGGAAUAUGCUGCAGUCUAUGAAAGUGGACAUUACCCUAGACACAGGGUGUAAUGGACUCAUCGUAUCAGAUGAUGGGAAAUGUGUAGAGCAGACCUCAAGAGGCAACAGAGAGUUGGGCUUUCUAGGUCUUCAAGAAUUCUCAUCGGGGAGACACUACUGGCUGGUGAAAAUACUUCGAAGUUGGCAUGGGUGUGUUGUGGGAGUUGCGGACAAGUCAAAACUGAACCCAGAUUUGCAUAUUCCCAGCCCCAAAAAUGGAAUUUAUGCUUUGUGGCUCUGGAAAGGAGAUUUUAAAAAUUGUCAAUCUCAAAAUAAUCACUUAACUAUACGGGUAUGGUUGGACAUUGAAAACAGGAAUAUUUCAGUAUUUUGUGACGAAACAAAAAUGUUAAUACACAAAAGGUACUUUGGCAAGUGCUUACAAGGACAUCUAUGUCCAUUUUUCCUCUUGUCCCCCGGGGCUGAAAUUGUUUUUUUAUGAAAAGUCAGCAUUGUUUAAUUUUUUUUUCAUUAUUGGUUAUUUGUAGAUUAUUUUAUAAAUAAAAUAAUACAC